Rhagoletis zephyria (snowberry fruit fly) is the source of this 1281-nucleotide messenger RNA. Its product is annotated as cell wall integrity and stress response component 4-like. Lineage: Eukaryota; Metazoa; Arthropoda; Insecta; Diptera; Tephritidae. The record is from RefSeq and is a predicted model, not a curated record.
CAGGAGCACAAAAUCAGUAUCAAACUAUUAUGCGAACGCUAAAGACGUUGGCCUGGAAGUAAAAAAAAUCUGUAAAAGUGCAAAGUAAUAUUUCACUGAUAAAAGUGGCGAUAAUAUACAUAUCUGAAGGUGCUAAUUAAUAGUGAAUACUCAUAGCGGAGUAGUUAAACAUAGGUACAUUAUGUCAAAGUUGGCUAUCAUUCUAGUCUUAUUCAGCACCACCACGUUGGUGUGGCAUCAGACUGAGGCGAAACCGUUUUUAUUUUUGCCGCCGAAAUUCUUCGUCUUAACGACAAGAGCACCAUCAACAGAUAGCAGCGCGUCUGCUACUUCUUACUCCUCUUCCUCCGCUUCGUUAGAAACUGGUGGUCUCUUUCAGCUAAAAACCGACAUCAUAAGUCGUAAACUGAGUUUAAUCAGUAGUCUGCUCUCCGGCUUUGGUGGCAGCAUCGGUGGCAGUUUCGGAUUGGGCUUCAAAUUCAACUCGGUCGGCGGUACUCGCAAUCCCACAACAACAACAACCACAACAGAACCGAAUGUUAUCUUUACACCAGAUGUAACCACAAAAUCGCCAGCAAUUACCACUAAAGCUCCGAUUGCAACUACAAAAACCUCCGUUAUCACUGAGAAAGCUCCAGAUAGUAGCACAACAGCUGAGACAAUUCUGACAACAGACACUACUGCUGUUAACCUCCAGUCAAUAGCAGACGCUAAAGCUCCUACGAUCAGUGCAACAACAACGGGUGACCUCGAAAUCGAAGUCUCCACCACAGAGAGGCCGAAGGACGAUAGCGCUGGCGCUGUAGGCGCUAAUUUUGGCAGCAGCACGUUUGAAGUGCUCAGCGUUGGCGGCAAGGAAGAUAUUCAAAAUGCAGAGACAGUGACAGAUGCCGUGGUCAGUGUGGGUGUUGAUGCAGCAUUGGGAUCUGUGGGUGGUGUAGUACCCGUAGGUGCUGGUGUUGGUGGAUACGGCUAUGAAACAACGCCGCCGGAUACAGAUAAUGAAAUUUUGAAUAGCAAUGUAAGCAGAAUGUACUUGCCGCCACUAUGAGUAUUUAAGAGUAGUUUUAGAAGUGAUCUAAACUGGAGGCAAUCGCAGCAAUGUAUUUAGAUGAGAAUAAAUGUCUUUGAAAAUUAUAAUACAUACGUAAUAUACAAUUUUUGCACUUACGGAUUUGCAUAUGUUUGCUAAUGUGAUACACGCAGAUAAACACAUAUGUACUAAGUACUUAUAUAUUUUAUUUUAUAUUCCGAAUAAAGAACGCCAAUUAAAUUAAUAAA